AUGGCCGCCAAUCUCUAUCCCCAUAGAGGCUUUAUGCUUGAUACAGGCCGAAAGUUCUUCCCUGUCAAAGCCAUUCUUCACUUGCUGACCUUGCUUCACCAAUACAACUUCAAUGUCUUUCACUGGCAUAUCUACGAUGCGGAAAGCUUUCCUCUACUUUGGCCCGGGGGCGAGGGUUUGACAAAUGCCAGUGUCAAGUACAGCCAGACUCACACAUUCUAUACGCCCACCGAUAUUCAAAACAUCGUCUCUUAUGCCGAGAACCUUGGGAUUAUGGUGUACCCGGAGACAGACAUGCCUGGUCACAGCGAUAUCUGGGGAAUAUGGAAAAAGAAUUUAGUUGUAGGCAAGACAAGCUUGACAAAGCCAGACGCCCAGCUCGACAUCAGAACGAACAACAAAGCAGUGUAUGACAAUAUCACCAACUUAGUAGCUACCGUCGAUGGGUAUUUCGGCUCACCUUACCAUCACUUUGGUGGCGAUGAAGUCGCGUACAUGUGGAACACCAAGGACGACAACAAGUUAUUCAAUACAUUUUUAAACUGGCUCAAAACACUCACUCCCAAGAAAUCGGUCAUCUUAUGGGAUGAUCCUCUUACCGACUCUGAAAAAAGCAUCACCUUAGCAAAAGACUGGAUCAUUCAAACCUGGCAUAAGGGCACCACUUCAAAGAUCCUUAAAAAGGGACACCGGGUUAUCGUUUCAGAGUCUGACACGUUCUAUAUCGGAAAUGCAGAUGCUGACAAGAUAUCCAAAUUCGUGUUCCCCAAGGACUCCAAGGUCUUGGGAUUCGAAAUCGCGUGGUUCACUUCACAGGAUGAUAGUCCAAGUGAUUUGGAUCAAGACUGGAUUCUGGAUCCCUUGAAGGCCGCAUCGAAGAUCCGAAGGAAGUAA
Fusarium musae is the source of this 894-nucleotide messenger RNA. RefSeq lists its product as uncharacterized. Gene Ontology annotation, molecular function: beta-N-acetylhexosaminidase activity. The transcript has 2 exons. Bases 1 to 894 code for a protein of 297 amino acids. The record is from RefSeq and is a predicted model, not a curated record. Lineage: Eukaryota; Fungi; Ascomycota; Sordariomycetes; Hypocreales; Nectriaceae. Gene Ontology annotation, cellular component: membrane. Gene Ontology annotation, biological process: glycosaminoglycan metabolic process; carbohydrate metabolic process.